GGUAUUUACUAUUGAUGUAUUUACACCUUCUAUCUACCUCGUUUAUUAUAACUAAUUAUUUCCCAGGUCCAUGCUAUAUAAGAGUCCAGAUAGCAUUUCAAAUAUAUAAUCUACAGAAAGAAGACAACAAACGUCACAUUCCAAAAUGCGGGAACUUUUCUUAACUGCGGUCGUCAGAGACGAUGACUUCACAAUGGCAUGUGCAGUCUUACAAGGCUUGACUUGGAUGAAAGCUCGUCAAUCCGUUCAUCGAAUCUUAUUCUUCCAUGGCCAGCCACAACCAAAGCCCUUCAAAAUCCCACGCAUAUAUCAGCAAUCACGCUUCCUACCGUUUUGGAAAGAGUUAAGCAACCAACUGGCCCGAUCGUCAUACGUCCUGCAGCUAGCCUACGAGGUAGCCCGUGAUAAAGAUUUCGGAAAAGGCACUACUAUGGAUUUCAAUGCUCUCCCAGGCACCUUACGAUGGACCGACUUGCCAGAUCCACUCCGGGACACGCCAAUCACAUCUCGAAAAAAGAUUGACAUCCCAGAUCAGUCUGCUCUGCUAGGGGCCAUGAAUGAGAAUAGUUUCCGAUACAAGAAUGAGCUGAUCCAGGAAAGCUAUUCCUUCGUGCGAGAGAACGUCGAGUUCGUGUUCAGCAGAUACUACCAUCUGCCCGAGCCUUCUUCAGCCGGACCAGCUGCAAGUCUCCCGGCUUGGGAAGACCUUCGGCCAGUGGACCCGGCCCAGAAGUGGGUGUUGAACGUGAAGCUCAAUGUAUUUGAUGACUCGCAGCCAGACAAGGUGAAGAAGGCAAACGAGGAGCUUCUAGGGGUAAAGGCAGAGCUGGAAAAGAUAUUCAACUUCCAAGCCAUCGACCGGAGAGUAUUCGAUACGAGGAUAGCGCCGCCACCGGUAAUACCUAUUCGUGGAUAGGGCUCUAUGCAAGCUAGCGUCUACCAGAUUCGGCUGCCCUUAGAAAUAUUGAGUGUCUAAUUAUCAACAUCCGUUGUACCGUUUCUCAAUAUGCUCUGAAUUCCUGUAGGUAGUUAGGUUAUUAUAAAUUCAAGCCCUCAUCACUUGACUUAUUUUACUGUUGGUGGCAUCAAGCUGAUUCAUGGGUUCUCUACUUCUUUCUAACUAGGACGAGUAUCUAGAUUAUGAAAUUACUAGUGUUGAAGUAGAGGGAGGAUUCAAAUAAGUCAAGAGCUACAUGUGGAAGCACACAUAGGGGGGGGUUCUUUUUCUCGCACAAACUCUGUAACGGAAAAAGUGAGGAAGGCCUUACUUGGAUUUCCCCCUAGGCAGAUUAGAAGACGAAUAUGAGACGGGGUAUACUGUACUUAGCAUACUGCGUACCUUCCCUGGCAGUUGAUGCCUGAGCACCAGAUCAUCUAAGUGGUACAGUUGAACGGCUCCAUAGUGUUCCAAGGCUGUUGAGCCCUAAUAUAAGUGGUCCUACUGGCAAUGGCGGCGUUCCUUCCUCGUCCAGCAUCGAGCACAAGCUGCUUAGGACGGCGUACCUUCCUGACAAACAGACAAGCAACUGAAUACAUAAAAAUUCCAACUUUCUCUUCCCACUUAUUGUCAUCCUUCCAUCUUCAUCCUCCCACCUCCCACCCAUCGUCUGUGUUUUUCGUCUUUCGUCUUUCGUCCUUCACUUCUCG
Molecule: messenger RNA, 1647 nt
Organism: Hypoxylon fragiforme
Lineage: Eukaryota; Fungi; Ascomycota; Sordariomycetes; Xylariales; Hypoxylaceae
Product: mediator complex, subunit Med18
Exons: 2
Coding region: 146-916 (256 amino acids)
Biological process (GO): regulation of transcription by RNA polymerase II; termination of RNA polymerase II transcription
Cellular component (GO): mediator complex; core mediator complex
Molecular function (GO): transcription coregulator activity
Source: RefSeq, a predicted model, not a curated record